Rhagoletis zephyria (snowberry fruit fly) is the source of this 1398-nucleotide messenger RNA. NCBI's taxonomy places the organism in Eukaryota, Metazoa, Arthropoda, Insecta, Diptera, Tephritidae. The record is from RefSeq and is a predicted model, not a curated record.
AUGGCCAAGCUGAAUCUGCAGGGAGAUGAAUUGACUCGACUGUUUAAAGCUUUCAGCAGCAAGCACAGCUAUCUAUGCUUUGAAGAGCUGCUUCUCGGUCUGGCAGCUCUGGACACGACCACACCACACAGCGGAACUGCAUUGAAAUUUCGACUUGGUUUCAUCUUUCGCUACUACGACACCAAUGGCACUGGAAAGCUGAAACUGGCUGAUUUGUCUCAGUUGAACAACGAUAUCGUCGCCAAGAACAAAGACAAUGAGCACUUUAAGUCAGGUGAAGUGGCCAAAAUGGUGAGCAGCUUCUUUUCAAACGCCAUCAGUCGAUCACCAGAGACGUACCUAGAUAUGGAGCAGUUUAUCGCACAGGUGACUGCAAACAAAACUAUCUGCCAGCUGACCAGCAUUAUCUUUCGUUCAUCAAGCAACAUUCUUUUGGUUAUUUCCAUCAAAUUUGACUAUGGCUCGACGUCAGUGUACGCCAACAAGUCAGUGCUGGCUUCAAUGGCGCUGCAAGCGCGGUACAACAAAGCUUGUCAAAUCUGCCGUGGUACCCGAUUUACCGUUUUAGGCGAAGCUAUACUAAUUUCUCUGAACGGCGAGGUGUCUCGACUGAUCAACCUUCAGGUAGAGCAUCAAUCCGAGUCGAGCAGUGUACUGUCACGAUCAGUUGAAACACCCCGAGACAAGAUACCAUUCGCAAUGGAAAUCAAACGUGACGAUUUGUACGAUUUAGCGCUCAUUAUGGUGAACAAGGUGACCAGUUUGGGAAAGCACUUCUUUAGUCACAACCAACAGGAGACGCUUGAAGAGGUAACCAAGCUGUGGUACUUCUCCAGCGGUGUUCAGUUUCAAGACGCAAUCAUGAAGAUUCUCAGUGCUGGCCGAUCGCGCAUGCAACAAGAGAGCAAAAUUGUUGCCGCCAGCUCUCCCUGUCUUGUCAUCAGUGGUCUUUACGGCAAUCUAAAAGAUCUGCUCGUAUACGCCCACUUGCUGUGGAAUACGUCUCCACGAAUCAACAAGUUCACCUACAUCUUCCUGGGCAACCUCAUUGGCACACAGCCCCACAGUCUAGAGUGUCUCAUUUACAUUCUCUGCAUGAAAAUACUCACUCCUCAUCGGUUUAUUCUUCUACGUGGCAUUCAAGAGUGCCCACCUGGACAGACAACUGACAAUGCUUUCUACAAGCAAUGUGUUGAUCGAUUCGCCAAUGAGGAUGUCUGGAACUUGGCUAGUGAGGUAUUCAACUUUAUGCCUCUCGGUGCCACCAUUGAGGAGAAGAUAUUCUGCUCUUCAUCGGGGUUUCCUUGCACUAAGCAAUCGCUGCAAAGUAUCAAUUCAACAAUGGAGCGAAACCUCAGCAGUCCACUGAAGGAUGCAUGCGCACGUGACAUUCUGUAA